AUGUGGUUCUUGCUUUCUUUCGUGUUCGUUUUCGCUUUCGUCCGUGCAGGUUAGAGAUUUCCAAUCAUUUUUAUAAGUUAUUUUAUUCGGAAUGAGUGCUUAUCACUUCAAAUCUCGGCUUCGUUUCAAUACAAAUCGUGAUUUUUACUACUAUCUUUGUCGUCUUUUUGGAGACUCAAAAAAGAAUCCUGAAACUUAUUCCUUUUUCGUUACCAGCAGUAACAAGACAACUACCUAUGGUACCCAGAAAAAUAACAUUAGCAUUGGAAAAUGAAGCUAAUCGAUGAUUUUCCAGCACUAUUUCAUCUAUUUGAUAUAAAAAUUGACAGAUAAUUGUAACCUGAACCAAUUCCCGAGCAGUUGGGCCUCUAUCAAUACAAAAAACGUCUUUUUGUAUGGGGUCACGACGCCGGCAAACUAUCCGAAUACUUCAUUUUGUUCGCAGGUUAUUUGGAUUUCCUGCAGGAUCACAAAAAUAGUUCAGUAUGACACGACGAGCAACUCGAUCACAGUCCACUCACAUAUCCAUCUCGCCAGGCAGAACAUGGUCUACAACGACACCGUCACUGCUGGGCCACCCAGUAAGUCUUUGAAAUAAAUUAUAGUGAAAUCUGACAAAUGAUUCAGCAGAGAUUUUUCUACAUCUUACUCUGAAGACUGAAUAAAUUGUAAUUGUAAAAAUUGUAAAUUGUAAUUGAAAUCUGACAAAUAUUCUUCCUCGGUUUUUCCGCUGAAUUUUUACAUGUAUAGUUCAUAACCAAAUACUGGAAGACAAUUGAGUCUUGAAAAGCCAAAAAAAACCGUUUUCUAGGAUGUUUCAGUUAAAUUACCUUUUUUAAACUAUAUCAUUUCCCUUUCAAACACCCUUCUUGACUUAGUGGUCCCUAGAAAUAUAGGAGAAGGGUUAAGGCUACCCCUCUAGGGAUACCUUCGGGACCUAAUUACCUCACAAAAAAGUUUUAUUAAAUCCUGAACUUAACUCCUUCCUCACGAAUCACAUAUCUGCUCCAAACUUUUGUGCCUAGAGAGGAACGAAAAUAAUCAUUUUUACACAGUUAAACGCUAUCAUUUCCAAUCUUUCACAGGCGUUUCCAACUGCGCCAACUUCAACUCGCAGCUGACCUACUGCAAAAAUCACUGCAUCGACACGGCUUUCCUGAAGAGAGUCAUCGACAUCGGCGUUGGGAACAGCCUGCCUUUGGCCGUUUCUAAUGCGGUUCUACAUUCACUCAGAAAUAACCUGACCCAAAUUUCCAGAUUUACCAGUAUCUGGGCUCGCCGCCUGACUGGACCGUCAGUACCUUUCAGGUGGACCCUGCAAAGGGAACCCCCGAGAUUGACUACGAAUAUUACAACGACAAAUACUUUUGCGCCGUUCAAAUAAAAGUGUCAAAAGGAGGAUUUAGGUUGAUUAACAUUCAAUUUUCAGGCGAGCAACGUACCCUACUCUCGACUUAUAGUCGCUACGAGAAUCAUCACUUGA
Molecule: messenger RNA, 1483 nt
Organism: Caenorhabditis auriculariae
Lineage: Eukaryota; Metazoa; Nematoda; Chromadorea; Rhabditida; Rhabditidae
Source: the annotation of a GenBank genome assembly